Messenger RNA from Rhinocladiella mackenziei CBS 650.93, 1266 nucleotides. RefSeq lists its product as uncharacterized. The record is from RefSeq and is a predicted model, not a curated record. Gene Ontology annotation, biological process: transmembrane transport. NCBI's taxonomy places the organism in Eukaryota, Fungi, Ascomycota, Eurotiomycetes, Chaetothyriales, Herpotrichiellaceae. The coding region runs from base 1 to 1266 and encodes 421 amino acids. Gene Ontology annotation, molecular function: transmembrane transporter activity. The transcript has 3 exons.
AUGGUUGUCGACACAGCCCCCGGCUGGAGAACAGUGUACUGGGUCGGACUAGCAUCUGGGGUCUCCCUCUCAAUCGCGACAUUCCUCACAUAUCGGCCGGAAGCUCCUCUUGCGACUCGAAAUGUGUCAGCCAAAGAGGUAUUGAGAGAUUUUGACUACUUAGGCUUCAUCGGAAUCACUUCAGGUAUCACUUUAUUCCUGAUGGGCAUCGUUUGGGAGCCACAAUAUGGAUCCACGAGCCCACAUUUCCUGGCGCCAUUGACAAUCGGUAUUCUAGUCACCAUUGGCACUGGUUUUCAGCAGGUGUAUUGGACCAAAAGCCCGAUCCUGCACCCCUUUUUGUGGCGGCGGUUUCGAACAUUCACCCUGCAAGCCAUUGUGGUGUUUGUCAGCGGCAUGCUGUUUUACUCUCUUCAAGCUCUGUACCCACAGUUCAUGACUUCCUGCUUUGUAGGAAAUGAUCCCAUACAAGUCGGUAUCUCCCAGCUGCCACUUGGUGUUUCUACGGUGGGUGGAGUAAUCUCUGGACUUGUUCUGCCGUGGUUGUCACGACGCAUCGGUACAAAUGGAGUGCUAGCUGUUGGAGUAUUCAUAUGUGCUCUCUUUAUUGCGCUCAUUGCGGUAGUCGACUACGACCAACAGGGAAUGGCAAUGGGGCUGGCUUCAGCGGCUACAUUUGGGAUAGGCAAGUCAGCCUAUGAACACACUGUUCUGAGCUGGACAAAUCUACUCAGUAUACCCCUGAUCCAACUCUGCGCUCCAGACGAGUGGAUCGGUUUUGCGACUGGUCUUCGGACGCUUAUGAGUCUCGGCGGUGGUUCUGUCGCCACUUCGGUCUUCACUACAAUUUUCACGGGUAGAGCCGCGGAAUUUGUGCCCGAGGAUGUCUCAGCUGCUGCAGCCGCAGCCGGCCUACCAUCGAGUUCGAUUCCAGCUCUCCUGAGUAUCUUGACCGGGGCCACACCGAACAUCUCGCCGACAUCUGUUCCUGGACUCACCUCAGAGAUUAUGCAAGUCUCGCAAGUGGCGUUGAAGAAGGCUUAUAUCAGGUCUUUCCGCUACGUGUGGUACUCCAGUAUACCAUUUGGCGUAGUUGCCCUUGUUGCUGCGGCGUAUACCAAGGACUUGACGCCCGUGAUGACAGAGAAGGUUGCACAGGUUCUUAAAACGGUCAAGCCAUCGGACAACGAGGACGUGGAGAAGGAUAUAUUUGGAUCAAAUAAACCAACUAGUGAAGAGUCAGAGCAGUUGGAGAAAUAUCCAUGA